This is a messenger RNA of Fibroporia radiculosa, 444 nucleotides long. RefSeq lists its product as uncharacterized. The record is from RefSeq and is a predicted model, not a curated record. The transcript is spliced from 2 exons. Bases 1 to 444 code for a protein of 147 amino acids. NCBI's taxonomy places the organism in Eukaryota, Fungi, Basidiomycota, Agaricomycetes, Polyporales, Fibroporiaceae.
AUGGUAUCCGUCACCAUCCUCGCCGCCCUCCUUCUAGUUAGCUGGGCCUUCACUGCCCUCCUCAUCCUCCUCCUUGCCUUUACCCUCUUUGUCCUCAAGGACACCUACACCUUCAAGGUCCACCUUGAACGCACCCCUACCCCUCUCGCCACCACCCCCAUCGACGAACAGGCUCUCAACUGGGCUAACAACAGAGCACAAGUAACAUCCCCCAUUGAGCUCACUCCAACCCCCUUUACUGACCUUCUCAGUGCCCUUCUGGGCUUCUUCCUCACCACCCUCCUCUCCGUCCUCGCUCUCGCCCUCAUUGUCCCCCUAACCCUUCGGCUCACCAUUCAGCACCUGGAACGCAAACACCAGUGGGCCUACAACAUCACCGCCACUGCACAGCGCCCCCUCCCCCAUACCACCACCACUCUCCCUGUCAUUGCCGCCAACCGCUGA